AUGCGUGCCAUAGUGUCAGGUCUUUGUGUUAUCCUUCUGUCGGUUGCCUUGGUGAUCGCGUCAUUGAACGAUGAGUAUGACAGUGAUAAACGAUACCAUCCGAGACUCCAGGAUGAAAAUGUGCCUGUCAAAUCGCCAAAAAAUGCCGAACAGGAACAAACGAUCGAAUACUGGAGAAAUCAGGCCAAAGCAACCGUUGAGAAGUUGUUGGCGAAGAAGGAAAACAAAAACAUUGCCAAGAAUGUCAUCAUGUUCCUGGGCGAUGGAAUGUCCAUCUCCACUGUUGCACUGGCAAGAAUUCAUGCCGGUGGUGAAGAGACUCCACUAUCCUUUGAAGAGUUCCCUUACACAGGUAUGGCGAAGACGUACUGCGUCGACUACCAGGUACCCGAUUCGGCUUGCACUGCCACGGCUUACUUGGCUGGUGUGAAAAACAAUAUAGCUACGAUCGGUGUCAAUGCGCAUGUAAAGACUGGGAAUUGUGAGGCUGGUCAGAAUCGAUCAUUUCACACAACUUCCAUCGGUCAGUGGGCAAUCGAUGCGGGAAAAGAUUCAGGAAUAGUCACCACGACACGUGUCACUCACGCAUCUCCAGCUGGUGUCUUUGCACACACAGCGUUCCGGGACUGGGAAGAUGAUUACUAUGUGAAAGAGGACGGUUGUGAUCCGGACAUUGUUGAUGAUAUUGCGGAACAGUUGGUGUACGGUGAGACAGGUUCUCGGUUGAAAGUAAUUUUGGGCGGAGGACGACGAGAGUUUAUGGAUCGUGACAUCCAUGAGGAUUACGAGACGGGCAAGGGAGGAUACCGAUCCGAUGGAAGACAUCUGAUCAAUGAGUGGAUUCGGAAUGGUCCCGUCGGCGAGAACCGAACGUUUGUGUGGAAACGAUCGGAUCUGUUAGCAGUGGAUCCUCAGCGAACUGAUCGAUUACUUGGACUGUUUGAACCAAGCCAUUGUGAAUAUAAUUUGGAUAAAGUGGAAAAGAAUUUGGACGAAGAACCGACGCUCGCCGAGAUGGUGGACAAGGCGACGGACAUUCUCAGUACAAACCCGAAUGGAUUCUUCCUAUUUGCGGAGGGCGGCCGAAUCGAUCAUGGACAUCAUGAAAAUCAGGCGAAAUACGCCGUCGAUGAAACGUUGGAGUUCGCGAAAGCGAUCGAGCUGGCACGCAAAAAGUUCAGCGAAGAAGACACUUUGAUUGUGGUGACGUCAGAUCAUUCGCACAGUGUCAGCUUUGCAGGAUACCCGAGUCGUGGAAAUGAUAUCUUCGGCACGGCUGGAAAUGGUGGCGAUGGUGUCCCUUACAUGACCAUCAGCUACGCCAAUGGACCGGGAUAUAGCAAACAUAUUGAUGUGGAAGCUGGCAAAAGGCUGGAUGUACGCGAGAUGGACCGAUCGAAGGCGAACUUUGCCUUUCCUGCCACGUUGCCUACAUAUCCCGAAACGCACGCAGGGGAAGAUGUGGCUGUGUAUGCAUCCGGACCAUGGUCUCACCUGUUUACCGGUACGUACGAGCAGAACUUGAUCCCACACAUGAUGGCGUACGCUUCGUGCCUUGGCAACGGGUUGAAGGCAUGCGAUUGA
This is a messenger RNA of Anopheles marshallii, 1584 nucleotides long. RefSeq names its product alkaline phosphatase-like. The record is from RefSeq and is a predicted model, not a curated record. The coding region runs from base 1 to 1584 and encodes 527 amino acids. Gene Ontology annotation, molecular function: alkaline phosphatase activity. NCBI's taxonomy places the organism in Eukaryota, Metazoa, Arthropoda, Insecta, Diptera, Culicidae. The transcript has 3 exons. Gene Ontology annotation, biological process: dephosphorylation.